GUACUUUAUUAGAGGGAAUUGGCAGCCUUGUUCGAUUCCCCCUUCAAAAAGAGGAAACGGAGGCCCGGAACACCAGCCUUCCGGUCAGUUCUUGAAUAGUAUCUGGUGGCGGUUUUGAUCACCACCACCGUUUACCCAGCACGUCACCCGCUGCAUCUUUGUGCAAUCUGUACGACCUGUGCAACCAAGCUGAACCCGAACUUUGAAUUAUGGAGCACACAUGCAGGGUAGUAUGUAGAACUAUGAAGUUGCAUCAUCAUGCCCGGAGGAAAUCUGGAGAGAAGAAAUAUAUCUUCUCCAGUCUGCAGCAUCGAUGCAUAUUCCAGAAGCAGCAAGGCGAAGGUAAGCACCACAACCGUCGCGUGGGAUUUUUCUGUGGGUCUUGGCGCUUACAUGCGGACAUCAUUUAUGCUACUAAUAUAUUUAGUCUACUGGUAUGUGUCUUUUUCGAACAACCAGACACACAAAGAACCACGGGGAAACUUUGUUUGACAGGGAUGUCCCCCUCCCUAACCUUUCCUAUUCGUGCUCCGCGCCAGAAUGACCCGAUGGAUUCCGUCUUACAUGCCAAGGGAGGGGAGAGCAAAAAAGAGAAGAACGUGAAGAAGCGGGUGGAGGAGAUUUAUUGGCAUUGCAAGGCAAUGUGGCAGUUCCUCCGAGCAGAAAGAAGAAGUCCACCACAUGGUCUGUUACCGAUCCAUGUGCCUGAAAAUUGAGGAAAGACGGGCAAGAGAGUGAGACAUUUGGAAUGUCAUGAUGGGGGAUGACUAACAAAGGAUUUCCAAAAAUGCAAUCGGUCGGCGCGGGGUUUUUGAGUGGAU
This is a messenger RNA of Aspergillus vadensis CBS 113365, 821 nucleotides long. RefSeq lists its product as uncharacterized. The coding region runs from base 210 to 716 and encodes 168 amino acids. The transcript is spliced from 2 exons. Lineage: Eukaryota; Fungi; Ascomycota; Eurotiomycetes; Eurotiales; Aspergillaceae. The record is from RefSeq and is a predicted model, not a curated record.